Corylus avellana is the source of this 3473-nucleotide messenger RNA. Its product is annotated as Leucine-rich repeat protein kinase family protein. The record is from RefSeq and is a predicted model, not a curated record. Gene Ontology annotation, molecular function: ATP binding; protein kinase activity; protein binding. Lineage: Eukaryota; Viridiplantae; Streptophyta; Magnoliopsida; Fagales; Betulaceae. Gene Ontology annotation, biological process: protein phosphorylation.
UGGUACAGACAGACAAGAAGGCCAAAAAAGCCUCCAUUCCCUCUUCCCCUUCUUUUUAUUUUUUAACUUUCGUUGUCUUGUAUGCUAGAAGGAGUAACAGUAAUGGCGGUUUGUGGUGGUGAUUAUAGCACUGGUGAAGUGGUUGGUGGGAGAGAAUAAAUGCUGGGUUUGAGAGAACAAAAGGCCCUACAGGGUGCUUAUUAUGAGUUAUGAGGAAGAGAGAGAGAGAGAGUGAGAGAGACAGAUUGGGUUUGAUGUUUGAUGCAUAUCAUUGUGAAAAAAGAAAGUGUUUGGGAAAGAGAGAGAGAGAGAGAGGGAUGAACAUGCACGUGGUUGAGCUUCUUCUGGUGCCAACCGCUAAGUACAUGGAUUAUUAAAAGGAGUUUUUGUAUUAAAUUUGGCUCACCUGCUUCCUUUCUUUUCCAGCCGAGACAAAGAGUCACCAUUUCCACACAUUCACUCCCAUGCUUGCCUGCCCCCCCAUUCUUUUUCUCUCUCUUUCUCUUUCUCUUUCUCUUUCUCUUUCACUAACUUAUCAAGCUUCGAUUUUGGUGCUUGGGGUUCGGCCCCAGAGAAGAAGAAGACCCAGAUCUUUGUUGUUCAGGCUUGACAGAGAGAACCCAGAAGCAGAAGAAGAUAUUGUUAUAGUUUCGCCGCUAACUGAGAAAGAGAUUUUGCUUCAAUUCAAGGGAAACAUUUCCCAUGAUCCGUACAAGAGCUUACGUUCAUGGGUUUCGAGUGGGGAUCCUUGCCAAUAUUACAGUGGUGUGUUCUGUAACUCAGCUGGAUUCGUUGAAAGGAUUGUGUUGUGGAACACUAGUCUUGCUGGGAUAUUAUCCCCGGCUUUGUCGGGUUUGAAGUAUUUGAGGAUUUUAACAUUAUUUGGAAAUCAAUUUUCGGGCAAUAUCCCACAAGAAUAUGCUGACAUUCAGACCUUGUGGAAGAUCAAUUUCAGUUCCAAUGCGUUAUCCGGGUCAAUCCCAGAGUUUAUUGGUGAUUUACCAAGCAUUCGGUUUCUAGAUUUGUCAAGGAAUGGUUUUACUGGGGAGAUUCCAUCAGCUUUAUUCAAGUAUUGUAAUAAAACCAAGUAUGUUUCUCUGUCUCAGAACAAUCUUUCGGGUUCUAUUCCUGUAUCAAUUGUGAACUGCAUGAACCUUCAAGGGUUUGAUUUCUCUUUCAACAAUCUCAGUGGUGGCAUUCCCUCGGGUGUUUGUGAUAUUCCAAUCUUAGAGUAUCUAAUUUUAAGAAGCAAUAUGCUAUCAGGAAGUGUUCAAGAGCAGAUUUCAGGAUGCCAAAGCUUGAAAAUUUUGGACCUUGGUAGCAAUUUGUUUUCUGGGCUGGCACCAUUUGGCGUUCUUGGAUCGAAAAAUAUUUCUUUAUUCAAUGUAUCCCAUAAUGGGUUUUAUGGGGAGAUUCCUGAGAUGACGACAUGCAGUGAGAGAAUGGAGUUUCUGGAUGCUUCAGCGAAUAAUUUGGAUGGGGAAAUUCCACUGACCAUUACAAAUUGUAGAAGUCUCAAGGUUUUGGACUUGGGGCUUAACAGGCUGAAUGGGAGUAUCCCAGUAGGAAUUGGAGGCAUGGGGAUGCUAUUGGUGAUUAGAUUGGGUAAUAAUUCGAUAGGUGGGGCGAUUCCGAAGGAGUUUGGAAGCAUUGAGCUGCUCCAGGUUCUGGAUUUGCACAAUCUCAAACUUGUUGGCGGAAUUCCCAACGAUAUAAGCAAUUGCAGGCUUCUUCGUGAGCUGGAUGUUUCUGGGAAUGCUCUAGGGGGGGAAAUUCCCGAUACCCUUUACAACAUGACUAACCUGGAAGUCCUUGACCUACAUCAAAACCAACUCAAUGGGAGCAUCCCUCCAAGCCUAGGAAACAUUUCAAAACUCCAAUUUCUCGAUCUGUCACAUAAUUUGAUUUCUGGACCAAUCCCCUCUUCUCUUGGAAAUCUUACAAUGUUAACUCAUUUUAAUGUCUCCUACAAUAACCUCUCAGGCACCAUUCCUUCAACUAUCCAGAAUUUUGGUCCAUCUGCAUUUUUUAACAACCCCCUGCUCUGUGGCCCCCCCUUGGACACAUCUUGCUCAGCAAAUGGCAAUAGGACGAGUUCGACAUCAAGGAAAACAAAGGUGCUAAGCAAUUCUGUCAUUGUCGCAAUUAUUGCUGCUGCUCUGAUCCUUAUUGGGGUUUGUGUAGUAUCCAUCAUGAACAUCAGGGCUCGCAGUAGGAAAAGAGUCGAUGAAACAAUGGUUGUUGAGAGCACGCCUCUAGGUUCAACGGAAUCAAAUGUAAUAAUUGGGAAGUUGGUUCUCUUCAGCAAAAGUUUGCCCUCUAAGUAUGAAGACUGGGAGGCUGGCACCAAAGCUUUGCUUGACAAGGAGUGUCUGAUUGGUGGUGGGUCGAUUGGUAUGGUCUACAGGACUAAUUUUGAAGGCGGGAUCUCAAUUGCAGUGAAGAAGCUUGACACUCUAGGACGGAUCAGAAGCCAAGACGAAUUUGAGCAAGAAAUCGGACAGCUAGGCAACCUUCGACAUCCAAACCUUGUAGCUUUUCAGGGUUAUUACUGGUCCUCGACAAUGCAGUUGAUUCUAUCUGAAUUCAUCCCAAACGGGAAUCUGUAUGAUAAUCUUCAUGGGCUUGAUUAUGCAGGCACCAGUACUGGUGGCAGCAAUACUGCAUUGUAUUGGUCUAGAAGGUUUGAGAUUGCGCUUGGAACGGCAAGAGCCCUAGCUUACCUUCACCAUGACUGUAGACCUCCAAUUCUUCAUCUCAACAUCAAAUCGACUAACAUACUCUUAGGUGAGAAGUAUGAAGCCAAGCUGUCAGAUUUUGGGUUGGGAAAAUUGCUUCCCAUUUUGGAUAACUAUGGUUUAACCAAAUUCCACACUGCAGUUGGGUAUGUUGCUCCAGAGUUGGCUCAAAGUUUGAGACUGAGUGAGAAAUGUGAUGUUUAUAGCUUCGGGGUUAUUCUUCUAGAGCUGGUUACAGGGAGGAAACCAGUGGAGAGUCCUAGAGCAAAUGAGGUGGUGGUUUUGUGUGAAUAUGCUAGGGGGUUGUUGGAGAGUGGCUCUGCUUCAGAUUGUUUUGACAGAAGUUUGCGCGGGUUUGUGGAGAAUGAACUUAUUCAGGUUAUGAAGCUGGGGCUCAUUUGUACAUCUGAGACUCCUUCAAGGAGACCAAGCAUGGCAGAGGUUGUUCAGGUUCUUGAAUCUAUCAGAACUGCAUUGGGGUAAUAUGAUUAGUGUACAUUAGAGGGUUUAUGGACAACCUACAAAAAUUAACAACAUAUUUUUGGAACAGAUGUGGAAGCAAAUGCUCUAGCUGCAAUUGAACAUUGUUUAGUUGUGCAGAGGAGACAAAGGAAUUGCUCAUUUAACAUAUAUAAGAAAUAGAAAAUUGAUUCUUUCGUAUUUGUUUUUGAGUUAUCAUCAUCAAUUGUUCAUGACAUUUAUAAUCUUUUGUAAUAAAAUCAUUCGUUUAUUGUU